AUGUCCAAAAACUCAGGCAAAUCCUCGAACGUAAGGAAGAGUGGCGGCACAAAGCCCAACCCACCGGAACCAGAUAUGGACACCCUAAUGGACGAAGCAAAAAACCUAGUAAAGGCUGCCAAACAACAGAUGGACCUGUCAGGAAACCUGAAAACCACCAUUAAGGAGACAGUUCUCAAGACCAUAUACAGACUCUAUGACAUAGUCGAUCUCCUUAAUGAGUCAAGGUUACAGGUAAAAAAUAAUCUGGAGAUAGUAAUACAAAGAAGAAAGGCAGAAAAGGAUCCGGACAUAGUAACAAUAUUAGAGGCGAUAAGAGACCAAAACGCUAUCGCCCAAACAACGCUGCAGACCAUUAUGCUGCUAGCGAAUGGGAUGGACGAGUCGCCAAAAAUAGAAGAAGUGAAUGAGAAACUUGGAAAAAUAACGGAAGAAAUAAAGAGACAAAGUGACAUAGGUGAAAAAACACAACAGGAGAUACAAGAAUUUAAAGAGGACAUUAAGACAAUAAAAGAAAUACAGAUGAAACCAAAUACAAUAGAAAUAGAAAGCCCAAUUCCAAAAACUUAUGCAGAAGUGGUUACAGAAAAACCGAGGACUACCCACUGCCUACUUGUAGGCGAAAGUGGGACGCCCUUGCCAGAUCCAGCGUGGCGUACUGUUAACACAACUAACACAGCAUCAGACGUUAACGCGCAGGAUAUCGUGAAGAUACCCAGGAAA
This is a messenger RNA of Brenthis ino (lesser marbled fritillary), 723 nucleotides long. The record is from the annotation of a GenBank genome assembly. NCBI's taxonomy places the organism in Eukaryota, Metazoa, Arthropoda, Insecta, Lepidoptera, Nymphalidae.